This is a messenger RNA of Eimeria tenella, 2325 nucleotides long. RefSeq lists its product as uncharacterized. The coding region runs from base 1 to 2325 and encodes 774 amino acids. The transcript has a single exon. The record is from RefSeq and is a predicted model, not a curated record. NCBI's taxonomy places the organism in Eukaryota, Apicomplexa, Conoidasida, Eucoccidiorida, Eimeriidae.
AUGUGUCCUGGGCGGGAAGCUUCGUUAGAAAGAGGAGCUCUCUGCGAAAUUCGUAGGGAAUUUCGCUCUCUGCCUUCGGUUUCCGAGAGCACAGAGGCAGACGAAAACUUUCCUGAUCACCAGAGCCAGUCUAUGGCGCUUUCCUUGAAAGGCACACUGCCACAGCCAUGCGCCGGAGCCAGUCCAGCGGAUACAGGCUUCGCAAGCCGAAAAUUUCUUGGUGGAGGCUGGACCUUGUAUACGAAUGAUGGAAGCACAAAUCAGAGCAACUGCGGAAGCAACGGAGUUCACGUUGUAUCUGAAACGCUGCCUUUGCCGGACAGCGAUUUGACCAGCGCCAACAAAGAGGGGCGCUGCUCUACCAACCGCAAGCGCAGCCCAGCUACAGCAGGUGUUGUUCUUAAUACGUCUUCAAAGCCCUCUACUCCGGUGCUACUUUCCGAUGAGGAUGAGAGCGACGAUGGAGUCGCCGUUUAUAUUGACGAGGGAGAAUACGACCACACCAGUGAUGGUCUACUUAUCACCGAGUAUCGUGUAAGCUCUCGAAAAUCUAAGGAGAUCCGCAUGUUCAAAUCCAAGUGGAUAGCGCAGAUGCUUGCGAAGAAAGACCAGCUCCUGAGACUUUCCCCUGCAAAAAAGUCGGCACGGAAAUCCGCAAGCAACACUGAGACAAGCGGGCACGCAUCUGAGGUCGUGUCCCAGUCAGGCAGCGGCAUUGAGUUUUUGGAGAGUAAGCUGAAAGCUUUCGCCGCUUGCAUGGUUCCAGAGACGUUGGAGUGCAUCAACCGCUACAGAACACGGUGGGCACAUGCCCCAAGCGACAACUCAGACUCUGACACGGCACAGAGCACCAGCAGUGCUUCACGAGGGGAUAGACGUCGACGUCGAGCGAAGAACUCAACCUUCUUAACUUCAGUAGGAAGGCAGCAUCCUUGUCCAGCGAAUCUGCAGCACCCUCCUGGUGCACUGCGACGAGGACAGAUUUCACAUCCCAAGGAUUGCCAGCUGAGUCUCGGAUUGUCAGCGAGUGCUGCACUGCAAUCAUGGGGUCGUUUUCUUAAGUAUAUCAGGGAGACAUGCAAAUGCUUGCCACCACGACCAAGGAUUGAAUUAAAAGCUGGUCUCCAGAGCGACGAUGACGAUGAGCAGGCUCCGCUUUAUAUGUGCCGUCCGGGAUCUGUUCAGCGGCCCUCGCCGCUCAUCAGCUACAGCCUAACAGAGCACCUCAGGGCCUCUCGCACAAUGUUUUUCAAGCAGUUCAAUAGGCGACGCCUAGUUGCGUUCAACGGGAACUCUUCAGGGAGUGCUGUAGCAGAGCAGCCGCCGGCGGGUGAAUCGCCUGGUGGCGGCGCCGCAUCAGCUUCCGUAGCUGCGCAAGUGCCUCCAGGAAACGAUUCUGGGAUUUGUACGAAAGUAUGCCAAGAAGGCGCCGUUGACUCAACAGCAUCACAGACCACAGAUGCAGUCCCUUUGUAUGAUAUCACUGCCGAGACAUCGACGAAGUUCGGCGACAUGAUGCGUCUCGAGGACACUGCACGCAUGCUCAACGCCUCGUGUACAUUCCGCCUGGCAGCAGCUCCUGCUUCUGUUGUUCGCCUAAGAAAGUGGGGGCCGAAGACGCCUGCUGCCACGAGGUCCUGUAGCAGUGCCCCUGGCUGCCCUAUGGGUAAUGUGCACUCCUCUUCGGACACGGCUGUGCCAGCCGUCUCCGCAGCACCGACUAAGCAGAAACGGAGUGGAUAUGUGACUGAGCACACCAACCCGCACGCGUCAACAGCUGAUGCGUCAAGUCAGAGCGUCGAGGGCAGUCGCACCGGUAAGCGCCUGCGAAAAUAUUCAGUUCAGGGAGUUUCCGACUCGUCAAGUUCAUGUGCGGGUCAGCUUCAGCGGCAGAUGAGCUUGUCGGAAGCUGAAGUCAAACAGGGAAGCAAAUCAGACGUCGUGUAUACAGUCCAUGCAGAUGAAGACACCCUAGCGCUUAGCGGCUUGGAUUCAGAGUACUGUGCGCGCGUAGAGUUCGCGUCUCGAGAGCCAAAUCGGGCUGCGUCUUUCGUGACACACAUAGACCCGUUGCAGCUAAACGGCAGCACCUUGCAAGAAACUCCGACAGCCUCUGCCGGGCCUCAAAAAAGGAGGCGCAAGGAGAAUGUGCUGUUGAGUGAUGAUGAGGGCUCGUGUGUAGAGUGCACGCCUGUGUUCGAGGCAGCACGGGGCGCAGCGUGUUCUGCAGAGGCGGCAGAAGAGCUAGGCCACCAGCGCUCACUAAUGGCUGACAAGCUCAUGCUAGCCCACCUCAUGCCCUACCUUCCGCAGUGUGGUCCGUAA